Molecule: messenger RNA, 975 nt
Organism: Fonsecaea multimorphosa CBS 102226
Lineage: Eukaryota; Fungi; Ascomycota; Eurotiomycetes; Chaetothyriales; Herpotrichiellaceae
Exons: 1
Coding region: 1-975 (324 amino acids)
Molecular function (GO): dioxygenase activity
Source: RefSeq, a predicted model, not a curated record
AUGGGCCCUACCCAAAAUACUGCGACUUUACAAGGAGCAUAUUAUGAGAAAAUCGCUAGCCAACACGCCGGUGCACUAUGGAAGUGCCUGGACAAGAUGGUCCCUCCCAUGCCUAAUCCUACGGCGGCUGUACACUCAUGGCCAUACGAUGAGAUGCGUCCCAGUCUCCUUGAGGCUGGAGAAUUGGUGACCGCCGAAGAAGCAGAGCGACGGGUGUUGAUGCUCGUCAACCCGAAUCUAGAAGCCCCUUAUACCACGGAUACGAUCUACGCUGGCCUUCAGCUAAUCUUGCCUGGAGAAACUGCGCCGGCCCAUCGACACACGGCAUUUGCGCUACGUUUCAUCAUCGAAGGCUCAAAAGGCUUCACCGCCGUCGAAGGCCAGCGACUGCUCAUGGAACGCGGGGAUGUGAUUCUCACUCCCAGCUGGCACUGGCACGACCAUGGCAAUGACGGGACCGAGCCUAUGAUCUGGCUCGAUGGCCUCGACUUGCCCGUCUUCCGCUUCCUGCGUAUGAACUUUGCUGAGAACUAUGCGGAGAGUCGAUACCCCAGCGAAGCUGCCAGCAAUUCAGAUCUCAAAAUCCCGUGGUCAGUUCCAGCUGCGGAACUCGACGCUUCUCCAGCAAUGCCCUACGCGCGAUUUGACUACAGGGUCGCCAGUGGAGCACACCUCUCGCACACGCUCUCCGCACAGGCAGAGCGUGUCGCUGUGGGCACGACCUCUCCAGCUUCCCAGGAGACGUGCUCAUUCGUGUAUCACAUCUACCAAGGCAAAGGGUACUCGAAGAUCAAGAGCAAGAACGGCGAAGAGCAGACGGUGCCGUGGAAGUCAAGGGACACCUUCAGCGUUCCGGCGUGGAGUGUCAUCGAGCAUACCGCCCUGGACGCGGAUGGACACGGGGCGAGUGUGUAUUUAUUCGCUGUCAAUGAUCGGCCAAUGGUAGAGAGCCUGGGCCUGUCGCGACGUGCUUAA